GGUCGACGGGCUUACGUAGGAAAAUUCAGAAAACAUUUACCUGUGAUUUGGCGACGACCAGAGACGGUUCCUACGAGAAUCGCUGAGAAACGCACAAAUUUUAAUGUAGAGAUUUUUCCGAAAUAUCGACGUUCUUCCUUUGUUGUGCAGCUAUUAUUUGUUUAAGUUAUGCCUUCGCUGCUUGAAGCCUUGGAACAGAAAUAUGGAGAUCCUGCAGACUCCAGCCCCGACGAUGACUCAGUGGGCAUUUCCGUAGCCAUAUUCGUGCCUUGCAAAUCCCCAAGAGCAGCAGUGCCAGCUCUUCUUGUACUAAAUGACUGUGAUAUCGCCACAGCAGGUGAAAGAGACGCACUGGUCGCAAAAUGCUCGAACGUCGAAGAACUGGAUUUGGCUAAAAAUAAACUUGAUCAGUGGACUGAAGUUUUUGGAAUCUUGGAGCAUAUGCCUCGCCUUAAGUUUGUUAACCUAAGUUUCAACAGCCUAUCGAAGCCCAUGGAGGUGAGUUUGGAUAAACGAUGGGAAGAGUUAAGGAAUUUGGUUCUAAAUUCCACUCACGUUAACUGGGAAAGCGUUAAAAAAAUUUUGGCACAUCUGCCAAGCCUAGAAGAACUACAUCUGAGUUUAAACGAUUAUAAUGACGUCGACUUAGGUGCUAAGCAAACCGAUUGCCAAUGCUCAGAAAAUAAAAACGAUAAUUGUGAUUGUAAGAAUAAUACAAUACAAAAGAGACACUCGGUUAUCAGGAUAUUACAUUUUACUGGGAAUCCUAUUGCGAAUUGGAAGGAAAUAUCGAAGCUAGGUUACGCGUUUCCAAAUUUGGAAUCCCUGGUGUUAGCAGAAUGCCCGAUCAAAUCUCUUGACCUCGACGAAGUGGCGGAGGAAGGGCCUAAUAAAAACUACGAGUCUGAAACUAUCCGACCUGAUUCUCCACAUGAAGCCUUCAAAUUUUUAAAAGUUCUGAACUUGAACUCUACCAAUUUAUCUUCCUGGGAUGAUAUUGAACGCCUAGCCAAAUUUCCAGCCCUGCAGUGUUUACGGGUACAGGGAUGCCCUUUAUGGGAAGGAAACGAGUACACCGAACAUGAACGAAGGCAGCUAUUCAUUGCAAGACUACCCAAUGUCCAAACCCUUAACGGGGGUGGAGUUAUAUCUGCGGAUGAACGUGAAGAUGCCGAAAGGGCCUUUAUCCGUUAUUACAUGGAAAAACCAGAAAGCGAUAGACCAGAAAGAUACAAUUAUCUAGUGCAGAAACAUGGUAAAUUAGACCCUCUAGUAAAUAUAGAUCUUAGACCAGAAAAGAGGGUUAAAAUAACGUUCACUUGCGGCUCUAACAGCGAAGUGCGAUCGGUCGAUAUUUACAGAACGGUGAGCGAUCUAAAGACUCGUUUGGAGGGAUUUGCCGGAAUACCUGCUUCGAAGAUGAGGUUGUUUUAUAUUGACCAAGAACUCAGAGAUAUUCAGGGUCCUGAAUAUAUGAGAUUUCCUUCUAAACAACUCUUCAGCUAUAACAUAAGAUCAGGAGAUGAGAUUAUUAUUGUGUGCAAGAUGGAGAAUAAAAGAAGAACUCAUAGUGAAUCUAAGAUGUCGGAGAAGCAAGAAAGAGCUAUGUAUAAUCUGUAGCUAUUUACGGCAACUGUUAAUGGCUAAGUAAUAUAUAAUACUAACACAUGAAAUAAAGUUAAUAUUUAUGUAUUUUUGGUUCAUAUAUGUGGCACUAAUAUAGAUAAUAAACUGGAAACUAUUGAUAUUUGAGAAGAGCAAAA
Messenger RNA from Anthonomus grandis grandis, 1763 nucleotides. It is a transcript of the gene mlt, whose product is annotated as tubulin-specific chaperone cofactor E-like protein. The record is from RefSeq and is a predicted model, not a curated record. The transcript is spliced from 9 exons. Gene Ontology annotation, molecular function: alpha-tubulin binding. The coding region runs from base 169 to 1620 and encodes 483 amino acids. NCBI's taxonomy places the organism in Eukaryota, Metazoa, Arthropoda, Insecta, Coleoptera, Curculionidae. Gene Ontology annotation, biological process: protein folding.